Messenger RNA from Microthlaspi erraticum, 282 nucleotides. The record is from the annotation of a GenBank genome assembly. NCBI's taxonomy places the organism in Eukaryota, Viridiplantae, Streptophyta, Magnoliopsida, Brassicales, Brassicaceae.
AUGUUUCCUCCAUGGAUCAUUGCUCGCCAUCUCUUGAAGUGUUCUGUUCUUUCGCUCCACUACUCCAUUCAUCUGUGGUGUUCUAGGUGCCGAAAAUUGGUGAGCUAUGCCUUGUUCAUUGCAGAACUUAGUCAUGACCUCAUUCUGAAAUUCUCCCCCAUGAUCACUGCGUAUGCGCUUGAGGCUUCCUUUCUCAGUGAUAACUUGAAGAGCCCAAAUCUUGAAACUCGCCAUGGUGUCAGAUUUGUCACGAAUGAAGCGACCCAAGUGUAUCGCGAGUAA